CCCCCCCAUACACCUGUAAGCUCCCCGUUGACUGCGUGCGGGCGUUACGAAAGAGAGCCCGCAACAAGAAUCAGCUGUUCGAUCGAGUAGUGUGCGCGUGUGAGUGCGAGAGGGGAAGGGGGAGAAAAAGUUAAAAGCCAAAUGCCGGGAGCCGUCGUAAACUUCACAAUUUUCCCCCAAAAUUAUAAUUAUUUGAGAAGUGAUACAUAAAAAGCGAGUUGUAAAACGGGAUCAGAAAAUGCUGGAGCAAGAGAUGGAGUUGGAGGUGGAGGCGCCGGCGGUGGAUCCCGUCGAGGCGGCCAAUCUGCUGAAGCUCAUCAAGCGGUUGCUGCUGGAGAAGGCCUACGACGGCGUGCGGAUGCUCUUCAACAGUCCGCAGGAGGCGGAGCGGAACAGCCGCCACCUGCCGCUGAUAGCCAUGGACCUGUUCCACGACGUGUGCGCCCCGAACCUCACGGACGACGUGAACUGCGAGGAGUCGGAGCUUUUUGACUGUGCGGACGAGUUGCUCAAGCUGCUGGCCAAAUACGCUCCGUUGCAGGAGCUAAUGCUGGAGCUGAUGGAGUGCGUGGGGGAGAGCAGCAGCAUCAGUGUGUUCGGAGCAUACCUGCGCGCCCUGCAGGUGCUCAUACAGCGACAAGGACGCGACAAACCUCAGGCGGUGGAGUGGUGCCUCCACAGUGUCUACAGCCGUCUGCAGGAACUGCCUUUGCCAGAAUACCUGACCGAGGGCUACGACGAGGCCCAAGCCAAACUUAUAGAACAGGAGGAGGAAGUGGAGGACCUGUUGGCCCACUAUAUCACUGUGGGGCUUUUUCGCACACCCAUUGUUACGGAAAUAGUGCAGCAGGAUGUGCGUCCGGCUGACCAAACCUUCAGGAACUGCGGACUGAACCGCCGCAACGUCUUCGCCUGCUUCUUCAUCCAACUUUUGGGCCGACCGCUGGCGCUAUUGGAGAUGGGCUCCGUAAAGGAGGGCAUGACGCGCACCUAUGUAAGGCAGGUGGUGGAGGGCUUCACCAAGGAUGCAAGCCAAUGCCUUGGCGACCCAUUUUAUCUGCUUAACCUGGUGGAACAGCGCGCCAGGUGGCAGAGGAAGCUGGAUGCCUCGAAGGGAGUCUACGAAAUGAGCAGCCGAAACGUGUUUCUAAUCGAGGAAAAGCUACCACUCCAUGCCCUGGCCAUGUACUACCAUUCGCUCUUCGUGGGAAACCAACUACCGCCCACAGCGCCCAAGAUAUAUGCACCUCUGUUUCUGUUUGAAUCGAUUGUUUACCUGGCAGAAGUCCUGCUCAAGCAGCAGGAGCCGCCGCUGCAGCAUUGUGGUCUCCGAUUGGUGGAGUAUCUCCUGACCACCCUGGGGGACCCCGUUCCGUAUGCCUCGCUGCAACUGGACGUACACAAACGCUAUUUCGAGGCACUAUGCAAAAUUGUUGGGUACUCGCCACAGGUUUCCUUACGCCAGUUGGGGAUCCAUGUGCUCCGGCAAUACGUGCUAGCCUUCGAGGACCAAGGAAAGUAUUUGAUCAUAAAGAACCUGCUGGAGACCCAGCAACACGAUGGACUGAUGGGCUACCUGGCAGGAAUGUACAAGGAUCUGGUGCACGAGGUGCUGCUUAAAUCCUCCACCAUUCCUGAAGUCUACGGCGGCAAGUUGUUCCGGGAGAUGCUGCUGCUGUGCGUUUGCGUGCUGCCACACGAUGUGAAAUCCGAUCUGCUGCUGCACUCGGAUCGCCUGUGUAGUGCUCUAAAUAUAGUGAGAUACUUUGCGAUAAAGGACAAGCAGGACGUUACAGGGUUCUGGCAGGCUCUUCCAGAGAUUGAGCGAAGAUUCCUGAUUCCGCUGGGAAAGGCCCUGGACUUUUCAAUGGCCCACUACAAGGCGUACAAGGAGCGUGUGGAGAACGGCCAGAGUGCCUCGGACGAUGCCCUAAUGCAGCGUCAGCUCAACAUGCUGGCGGUAAACAUCACCAACAGUGGAAUGGCUGCAAAAGAUGGGGACAACAACCUGCCCGACAUUGGCACCAAGGAGAAGCUCGAGGUGCUGGCCAGCUCAAUCACGGGACUGGAAUCGCUGCUGGCCCUAUACCUGCGUGCCAACGAGUGCAUUGAACAGUCCGCCCGCCAGCGCCGCAUCAUACCACCCAGCACCACGGCUUCGGAAACUUAACUUAUUCUUGCCUACAUUUUUUUCACAACAAAAGCAGAAUAUUAGCGUAAACUUUGUGUGUAAACAGAACGGAAACCGAAAUCUAAACGAAACUGAAACUGAUUCCCAAUCUGGUCUA
Drosophila serrata is the source of this 2288-nucleotide messenger RNA. RefSeq names its product glomulin. The record is from RefSeq and is a predicted model, not a curated record. Gene Ontology annotation, molecular function: ubiquitin-protein transferase inhibitor activity. Lineage: Eukaryota; Metazoa; Arthropoda; Insecta; Diptera; Drosophilidae. Gene Ontology annotation, cellular component: cytoplasm.